This is a messenger RNA of Protopterus annectens (West African lungfish), 2526 nucleotides long. Its product is annotated as extended synaptotagmin-3-like. Lineage: Eukaryota; Metazoa; Chordata; Ceratodontiformes; Protopteridae. The record is from RefSeq and is a predicted model, not a curated record. The transcript has 20 exons. The coding region runs from base 1 to 2187 and encodes 728 amino acids. Gene Ontology annotation, biological process: lipid transport.
AUGACGAGGCUAGAAGAGGUGAAGGGAACUCUUUUUACUCGCGCAGACAGGAUCCAGACAUGUAGCAAAGUGCAAAACAAUUAUAUUUCCAGAUUGGUGGAGCUGGAAGCAGGGCAAGAGGAUAUUCUGGAAAAGCUGAUGGAAAUGGAAGAUAGGAAGCCAAGAAAUAAAUCUAAGAUUAACAAGCAUUCCAAAGGGAGAGGAGACUAUGCUGGUGAUUGCGAAAUCAACAUAGAUGUUCAGAAAGUAUGUAAAGCUGGAUUAAAAGGUAUUCAGUUACACGGCACCUUGAGAGUAAUACUGGAGCCCCUUAUUCGAGAUGUCCCCCUGGUUGGCGCUAUUACUGUUUUUUUUAUUAGAAAACCAGUCCUGGAGAUCAAUUGGACUGGUCUAACUAACUUGCUAGAUGUUCCCGGAUUAAGUGGUAUAUCUGACACAAUGAUCCUGGACAUUAUUGCUUCAUAUAUGGUGCUACCAAAUAGAUUCACAGUCCCACUAAUAAAAGAUGUCUCAGUUGCACAGCUGCGAUUCCCAAUGCCACAUGGUGUGGUGAGAGUUCACCUUGAAGAAGCUAAGAAUCUAAUUAUAAAAGAUACUUACCUUGGUGGAAUAGUAAAAGGGAAGUCAGAUCCUUAUGGGCUUCUGAGAGUUGGCACACAGAGUUUUCGCAGCAAAACCAUCAAAGAAAACCUCAACCCUAAAUGGAAUGAAAUCUAUGAGUUCAUUGUUCAUGAAGCUCCUGGCCAAGACCUAGAGGUGGAUCUGUACGAUGAAGACCCUGAUAAAGAUGAUUUCCUGGGCAGCAUUGUUAUUGAUCUUGGUGAAGUGAUGAAAGAUAGAGUCGUUGAUGAGUGGUUUCCACUAAAUGAUGUAAAAAGUGGAGCAGUGCAUCUGAGGUUGGAGUGGCUUUCCCUAACCACUAACAAAGAGAACUUAAGAAGUGAGGGCAGCAACAACCUGUCUCCUGCAGUUCUGGUUAUCUAUUUGGACAAUGCAUGCAAUCUACCAACCACUAACCUUGAAUACACAAACUGUGAAUAUGCUUCAAAGAAAAAAAACCCAAAGUACAUCAAGCUGACAAAGAAAGCAAAAGGAGAACCAAAUGCUUAUGUUGAGCUAUCUGUGGGUGGGAAAAGUCAGAAAAGUAAGAUGCGAUAUACCAGCAAAGAUCCUGUAUGGGAAGAGGCUUUUACAUUCUUCAUUAAGAAUGCUGAAAAUCAAAUACUCCAUGCUGAGGUAAAAGAUGAUCAGAGAGACUGUGCUUUAGGAAUGCUGAAUAUUCCCCUUUACCGCAUAUUACAAGCCACAGAUAUGACCCUGGAUCAGAAGUUCCAUCUUGAACAUUCAGGAUCCAGCAGUUUUAUAAAGAUGAAAAUUGUGCUACGAAUCCUGACAAUUGAAGAGCCAGACCCAAACAGUGUCUACAGAGGUUUAAGUGCAUUGAAGAAAGGUCCCGUCUCCAUUAAAACAAAAAAGAAGAAAGGAUCCAAGGAUGAAAGCUCUCCUACUGUACAUAAAAAGUCGAGCAAUUCCACCAGUUCCACACAGAAGAAUGGCACGAAUGAAAACAAAAUUGAAUCAAAAUCUGUCAGAAAAGAUUCACUUUCAGUAGGAGAAAAAGACUCUGAACCCAGAACACCAGGAACUCCCUUUACAAAGGCACAGAACCGUCACUUGUUCCGAAAGGACGUCAUUAGCUCUUCUUCGCCAGCUUCACUUGCAUCGAGCACAGAAACACUAGACAGGGAUCAUCCUCUUCCAAAUGGCUCCAGCCUCGAUGAGUUAACCUUUGGAGAAAUCCAGAUAACUGUGCGUUAUGCUAGUCUGCGAAACUCUCUUGUCGUAAACGUAGGUGGUUGCAGGAACUUAAUUUCCUGCUCCAACGAAGGGGUAGACCCAUAUGUCAGAAUUUAUCUUCUUCCAGAUAAGAGUUGGUCAGCCAGAAAGAAGACCUCAGUUAAGAAGAAAACCCUUAAUCCUCAAUUUGAUGAGAAGUUUGAAUUUCAUAUUUCCUUGGAGGAGGCCAAGAAGAGGAAGUUAGAUAUCGCAGUGAAAAACAACAAAUCAUUCACAUCAAGUGAAAGAAAGGAUCUUGGAAAAGUUCUGAUUGAUCUGUCAACUGAUAAUCUAACCAAUGGCUUUACACAGUGGUAUGAAUUGACGUUGGAUGGGAGCACAAGAAGCUAACCAGUGAAUGCGUUUUUUUUUUGUUGUUUUAAAUGUUGUACAGUUUUAUUGUAUAUUUUAUGUAUAUAAUGCAUUGCUAAACUGACAAUAUUUUUCAUAUAUUUUUAAUAUUUUUAGUACUGGUGGACAGGGAAGGGCAGAGCAGUUUACAGUCUGGAAAUGUAUUGUUAAGCCAAGUAUGUUCAUCGUCAUUUUAAGAUACUAAAUUUUCAUAUCAUCUUUUCUUCCAUGUUAUAACCUUAUGAGUGAAUAAAUAAGCAAAGGAGGAAACAGCUGGUGAACUAUAUAAAGAAAUUCUAUAAUAAAGUAAUAUGUAUUUUAUGGAAUAUCUUGUAUAUA